UGGGAGGCCACCAAGGAUCAACAAGAAUUGAGGGACAUGUAGGCUGGAAUCUCUGAGCUGCCCAGCAUCCAGACACCCCACCGACACCUACUUCUAUACCAUACCAAGGCCACUGCCUGCCCAAGGUCAUUUCACUGUGAAGCCCAGCUCCAGGCACUGGGGGCACAGUGUGGGAGGGCGUGCACAGACAUGUGUGAGGCAUUAGCCCCAUCUGGGCUGCCUGGCGCAGUGACGGCCCUGGGGUUGCUGUCUUAGAGGUGGUUCUUGGCAGCUGGAGAACUGGGGUGGGGCAGUCUCCCCGGCCUGGAAGACAGAAGCUUUCUUAACAUCGGCCUGGAAUGCAGAGUAGCUCCUCUCUCCCCACAUCCUCUGCCAUACCGGUCAGGAGUCGAGCAGAACCGACCUUGUCAUGUGGACCAGCUGGUGGCUCUGGGCCCUGAUGGCCGCAUGUGCUGGGCAAUCGUUGCGUGAGGAGGCGGAGAGGAUCAUGAAGACAACAGGUGUCAUCGAUGGGCACAAUGACCUGCCCUGGCAGCUGCUGACCAAGUUCAACAACCAGCUGCAGGAUGAGAAGGCUAACCUGAACACCCUGAGCAGCACACACACCAACAUCCCAAAGCUGAAGGCUGGCUUCGUAGGUGGCCAGUUCUGGUCUGCAUACGUGCCUUGUGACACCCAGAACAAAGAUGCUGUGAAGAGGACACUGGAACAGAUUGAUGUAAUCCACCGCAUGUGUCAGGCGUACCCCGAGACUUUCAUGUGUGUUACCAGCAGUGAAGGCAUCCAGAAGGCCUUCCAGCAGGGUAAGGUGGCCAGCCUGGUGGGCGUGGAGGGUGGCCACUCCAUCGACAGUAGCCUGGGUGUCCUGCGGGCGCUGUAUCACCUGGGGAUGCGCUACCUGACCCUCACCCACAGCUGCAACACACCCUGGGCUGACAACUGGCUGGUGGACACCGGGGAUGACAAGGCCGAGAGCCAGGGGCUGUCAGAUUUUGGGAAGAGUGUGGUGAGGGAGAUGAACCGCCUGGGUGUCAUGAUUGACCUGGCCCAUGUGUCAGUGGCCACCAUGAAGGCAGCCCUGCAGCUGUCCUCAGCGCCCGUUAUCUUCAGCCACUCAUCCGCCUACAAGCUGUGCCCCCACAAGCGGAAUGUGCCCGAUGACGUGCUGGAACUGGUGAAGAGCACGGGCAGCUUGGUGAUGGUGAAUUUCUACACUGACUACGUGUCCUGCUCGGACAAGGCCAACCUGACUCAGGUGGCUGACCAUCUGGACCACAUAAAGAACGUGGCCGGAGCCCAGGCUGUGGGCUUUGGUGGAGACUAUGACGGUGUGACCAGGCUGCCUGAGGGGCUUGAAGACGUCUCCAAGUACCCAGACCUGGUGGCCGAGCUGCUCCGGAGGAAAUGGACAGAGGAGGAGAUCAGGGGUGCGCUGGCAGAAAACCUCCUGAGGGUCUUUAAGGAAGUGGAGCAGGUGAGCAACCUCACAAGCACCCCUGAGGAAGUUCCCAUUCCCCUGCACAUGCUGGAUGGCUCCUGCAGGACAAAGUAUGGCCUCUCGACAGCCCCCAGUCUCUCCCUCAGGCCAGGUGCCCUCCUGGCCUCCCUGGCUCCCCUGUUCCUCAGCCUGCAUUUUCUGUGAUGCUCAGAAGCCAGUACCUGCCAGCUUACCAGGAGUGUAGAGAAGCCUCCAUCGGGUGCAGACCUUGGACAGGUUGGGUGGCCUUGGGCUUGGACACACAGUGGAUCUCAAUAAAGCCUUGGCCCCUUCA
This is a messenger RNA of Cavia porcellus (domestic guinea pig), 1772 nucleotides long. It is a transcript of the gene Dpep1, whose product is annotated as dipeptidase 1. Bases 410 to 1642 code for a protein of 410 amino acids. Gene Ontology annotation, biological process: proteolysis. Lineage: Eukaryota; Metazoa; Chordata; Mammalia; Rodentia; Caviidae. Gene Ontology annotation, molecular function: metallodipeptidase activity. Gene Ontology annotation, cellular component: plasma membrane. The record is from RefSeq and is a predicted model, not a curated record. The transcript is spliced from 11 exons.